Messenger RNA from Malurus melanocephalus (red-backed fairy wren), 1772 nucleotides. RefSeq names its product Era like 12S mitochondrial rRNA chaperone 1 (gene ERAL1). The coding region runs from base 19 to 1446 and encodes 475 amino acids. Gene Ontology annotation, cellular component: mitochondrial matrix. The record is from RefSeq and is a predicted model, not a curated record. Gene Ontology annotation, molecular function: GTP binding; rRNA binding; ribosomal small subunit binding. The transcript has 11 exons. Lineage: Eukaryota; Metazoa; Chordata; Aves; Passeriformes; Maluridae. Gene Ontology annotation, biological process: ribosomal small subunit assembly.
GCCCCGCGGCGGGGCAASAUGGCGGCUCCCAUGGCCGCGGCCGCCGCCCGGGCCGUGCUCUGGGCCGCCGGUGCCGCCGCGGCGGGGCCGCUCCGGCUGGGAGCAGCUCGCCUCCCGGGGGGAUGCUGGAGCGGCAGCAGGUCGGCGCUGGGCAGGAUCGUGGGCGUUGUUCCGUCCCGCCGGAGCGGGAGCAGCUCGGCGCUGGGGAGCCUGCUGGGCAUCCCCACCGAGGCACCGCCCGCCGCCCUGGGCCAGCACCCGCCGCCCGUGGCCACCGACAAAGAGGAGCAGAAGCGCCUGUUGGAGAAUCGGCCCGACCAGCCCCAGAACCCGAAGGUGCUGAGAAUCGCSAUCAUCGGCGCUCCCAACGCUGGGAAAUCCACGCUCUGCAACCAGCUCCUGGGCAGGAAGGUUUUCCCAGUCUCUAAGAAGGUUCACACCACCCGGUGCAAGGCUCGGGGUGUCAUCACACAUGAGGACACACAACUGAUCAUUCUGGACACGCCUGGCCUCACUAAUCCCUUAAAAGCYAAAAGGCAUAAUUUAGAUGAARCCAUGCUGACAGACCCAUGGGACAGCAUGAAACAUGCAGAUUUAGUCCUGGUUUUGGUGGAUGUGUCGGAUCACUGGACAAGGAACUCUCUGAGCAAGGAGGUGCUGAAGUGCCUGUCUCAGUUCCCCCACAUCCCCAGUGUCCUGGUUCUGAACAAGGUGGAUAUACURAAGAAGAAGUUUCUGCUGCUGGAAAUAGUAACUGAUCUUACAGAGGGAAUUGUAAAUGGAAAGAAAUUGGAGGUGAAAUCUGCAGUUAAACCGGAUUCCCGUUCUUCAGUAAAGUCUCCUCUUCAAAUCACUCGGGCUUCUUCACCUGAAAGCAAGGCCUCRGGGUCUCCCUGUGGGCAGGAAAAGAAUCAGGCCCAGGAGGGCYCUGGUUUGGACAAGAGCUGUGAUUUUGGGGUUUCUAGCACAGAGGAAGCCCAAGGGCUAAAGCACUAUGGACCCGAGGAUCUAAAAGAUAUGAAAGGCUGGCCACACUUCCAGGAGAUCUUCAUGCUGGCAGCUCUCCAUGGGGAGGAGGUGGAUACACUCAAGAGAUUCCUCCUGAUGCAAGCCAAGCCAGGCCCUUGGGAAUUCCACAGCGACGUCCUGACCAGCCAGUCACCUCAAGAGAUCUGUGACAAUAUCAUCAGGGAGAAGGUCCUGGAGUACCUGCCCCUGGAGGUGCCUUAUGGAGUGACUCAGGUGACGGAUGUUUGGGAGGAAGGAGAAUGUGGGGAGCUCAUCAUUGUGCAGAGCCUCUURGUCCCGAGGGAGUCUCAUAAGAGGAUGUUGAUYGGAAGAGGAGGAAAGGUCAUCAGCAGGAUUGCUCAGGAGGCUGGCAGGGACCUGAUGAACGCUUUCCUGUGUGAUGUCCGCCUGAAGCUCCAGGUGGAGGUGAAGAGUUGAGCCCUUGSUGUUUUUUAACAGCCCUAGAACUCUGAUCAUGUGGAAAAACCAGUCCUGGGGGUACCUUGGCAAUUUUGUUUGAUUCAGAAACAGGAUGAUGGAAUCACUUCUGUGGGCUGAAGUGGAAUAUAAUGUUCUUUGGGGAAAUGGCCCAAACUGAAAUAAAAUCUCCAGACCUUCUAUGGCAUUAGAACUUGGGACAGACACUUGGAGAAUCAGCUGCACCCAUGAUUCUGGURCUUCGUUUCCAGAGCUGCCACCCACUUCUUUUGAGCUGUGUCACGUCCUUGCUCUCGGGCAUUUGUACCUCGAAGGUCAGAAGCAUC